AUGGAAAAGUGUGUUUUCUGUGGUUGGUAUCGACGUACGAGUGGUCCAGCAUUGAGAUUUUACGGAAUUCCACGUGAACCAGGCUUAAAGCGCGUGAGAUGGUUAUGUGCUAUUGGUGAUCGAGAAUUGUCACCGAAAGACAAGGUAUGUAGUAUACAUUUUCGACAAGGUCGACCAUCGAACGAUCCGUCACAUGAAGAUUUCGCUCCCCAUUUAUUUUUACAACGUUCGAUAUCACAGCCCGUUGCCAAGACGUUAACAUAUCUUGAAAGUCUUGCUAAUGAUGAUGAUUUCGAUGAAAUGCCCUCUAUAUCACGACCGGAACGCUCUGAACGUUUGCAUGCAUGCAAACCAUCAAUUUUACGAAAACGGCGAAAGCUCGCAUUAUCUUCAGGUGAAUCUAAGGGUACUAUCAAAAAUCCGCAAAACUAUUCGUCGGAAAAAACUUUGUUACCGGAGAUCCAAGAAGUGGAGAAAAGGCCAUCAAAAGAUGACAUACCAAACAUUGUGAUGUUCACGAAUCCUGUAACUGGUACGAAAAAACGUAUGAAAUUGCAACAUUUACCUCGACCGUUUGUUGAAGCAGUAGGCAUUAAGCCAGGCCAAACUGUAAUUAUCAAACGUCGGAUACGAGUGGCUAAAUCAGCACGAAAUCACACAGAAGAGUCCGACACUAUGGAAAAUGUGCUGGAAAAAGAAGAAAACCUUUUGGAAAAUACAACAAGCAUAUGUUGA
Cercopithifilaria johnstoni is the source of this 735-nucleotide messenger RNA. The record is from the annotation of a GenBank genome assembly. NCBI's taxonomy places the organism in Eukaryota, Metazoa, Nematoda, Chromadorea, Rhabditida, Onchocercidae.